Baudoinia panamericana UAMH 10762 is the source of this 1416-nucleotide messenger RNA. RefSeq lists its product as uncharacterized. The coding region runs from base 181 to 1059 and encodes 292 amino acids. The transcript has a single exon. Lineage: Eukaryota; Fungi; Ascomycota; Dothideomycetes; Mycosphaerellales; Teratosphaeriaceae. The record is from RefSeq and is a predicted model, not a curated record.
GGACCCACUCAAGAGCUCCAUUCACCAUCGCGAAACGUGCAAGCAACUUGCAUUUUUUCGCAGCGAUGUUCCAGUCACACAACUUCGCCAUGUUUGCGCUGCUCAUCUUUGUUCGUAGUAUCUGCGGAGGGACAUCCUGAACUUCCUUGUCCAGUUGGGAUACAUAAGAGACACUCUCGAAUGCGCAUGGCUGCUCAGCGAUACGCAUCGACCAUGGCACCCAACACCCCGCCGGAGCUCGUCAAGACUUCCACGACCACACUCGGCCAACUCAUCGAAGAGGCAGUUGGCCUCCGCUCCGCUUGGCUCAAGCAGGUGCGAACGGCGCUGAACGACGUGCAAGCGAAAGAUUCGGCGGAUCCUCACCCAGAACUGAUGGUCAUACUGGAAGAUUGCGCAGCCCUGGUGUUCUACUACGACGUACGACACGCUUGUCUCAAAGCGGCAACGCAGGCCAUCGACAGCCAGCUGCAAGGGACCGCGCAGCGCGCUAUCGAUCUAAGCGGCAAGGCGCUGAAGACGCAGAUGAUGGCAAUGCGAAAUGCCUAUGCCAAGCGCUUGUUGAAGGCGCUCAAGCCUCUAGAAGCAGGGUAUGUAGUGACAGCAGAGCAGGUACAGGAGAUCUUCACGGCGGCUAGUCUCAUGGGUCCAAGCGACCUGACAAAUUCCGAGGAUGCGCCCAAGACCGUCGGUAAUGGUUUGCUUCUGCCUUUGAUACAGAAAGUUGACAAGGCCACCCAAGAAGAGCGAAUGGCUUUCAAUCUCAUGGCACAGAUGUACGACUUGGAUGUGCCGGAGGAUGGCUGCUAUGGAAGAUACCUUGCUCUGGCGAAGGAGAAACUGCAGAAUGAAGUCCUCAAGCAGAUUCGGGUGAUCAGGCGAUUGAUUGCGAGGGAGCCUAACGGCGCGUGGCCGGUUGAAGUGGCGGAGUUGAGACGCAGGGUUGUGGCGCUGAAGGAUAUGGAUGCCAUAUUGGCGGCCGGACUUGAUGAGGAGGAGGAGGAGGAGAAGGAGGGGGAUGGAGAAUCGAAGGUGGAGGCACUGUCGCUUGAGAGAUAGCACUCUGGUUGGUCCGCAGACCAAUCGGGACGUGGCAGGAAUGGUAUGUAAUAGCCUGCGGAUGCACAGACUGACGCGUGCCACUUGACCUGUGAACGCGCCAACGCGCCAUAGCAACCAUGCCCCUAAUCAAUACCCUCGUUGCUUGUGAGAUGUGAGAUGCCUGUCACGGAGAACAGGUCAGUGCCCGCAGAUUUACUGUAUAAAGCUGGAUACCACUUAUACAUAAGGGCACCGUUUACAAGCCGUCCAAUGCUCUUCCGUCCAGACAUCAUGUCCUCGACUCCCCUCAUCCACCUGUCUUGCGCGAGGUGCCAUAACGCACAAGCAGAAAGCAGAAAACUUUCAGCCUUUGAA